Messenger RNA from Vicia villosa (hairy vetch), 3191 nucleotides. RefSeq names its product transcription factor bHLH118-like. The transcript has 3 exons. Bases 82 to 807 code for a protein of 241 amino acids. The record is from RefSeq and is a predicted model, not a curated record. Gene Ontology annotation, cellular component: RNA polymerase II transcription regulator complex. Gene Ontology annotation, molecular function: protein dimerization activity; RNA polymerase II transcription regulatory region sequence-specific DNA binding; DNA-binding transcription factor activity, RNA polymerase II-specific. NCBI's taxonomy places the organism in Eukaryota, Viridiplantae, Streptophyta, Magnoliopsida, Fabales, Fabaceae. Gene Ontology annotation, biological process: regulation of transcription by RNA polymerase II.
CCCUUUAGUUAACAUAUCUUACCCCAAACCCAAUCUCUUCUGCCAAUAAUUUGGGAAGUCAUUGAGCUUACCAAACCAAAUAUGUUUCCUUUACAACGAUGCAAUGAACUGGCGAUCCCCUUAUCUAAUAGUCUCAACCACCACCCACCAAAUCACAAUAUCUCCCAAGAUUUGAUUCUUGAUGAUUGUGAUUAUGUUGUUGAUUUUUCACAUAAAAAAUUGUGUAGCAGCCGGCCACCAAAGAAAUUAUUUUAUACACCAGCAGAUCACACCACAAAUCAUGAUAGUAAUCAUAAUCCUAUCAAAGACAAUAAGAAGAAAAUGAUUCAUAAGGAGAUUGAGAAGCAAAGGAGACAAGAAAUGACUACCCUUCAUGCUUCCCUUAGAUCCCUUCUCCCUCUUGAAUUCAUCAAGGGAAAACGUUCUAUAUCUGAUCAAAUGAAUGAGGGAGUGAAUUAUAUAAACCACUUGAAGAAGGAUAUAAAACAACUAAGUGAAAAAAGGGAUGAACUCAAAAAAUAUUAUAAUCUUCAAAGCCUCAAAAGCCAUGCAUCAUGUAGUUUCAGUAUCAACAAGAAUAAUACAACUGUGGGAAUUGAAAUUAGUACAGAGGAAGGGGUACCACUAUCUAAGUUGCUGGAACAACUUCUGAAAGAGGGACUUGAUGUUGUUAGCUGCUUUUCAAUUCAAGUCAACGGCAGAUUACUCCACAGUGCGCAGUGUGAGGUUAUUGAUUCUAUGAGUCUAGAUCUAUCUGAGCUAAGAAGGAAAUUUUCCAAAACUAAUCCAUCAUUUAGUUGUUCUUAACAUUUUCAAUAUCUGUCACUGUGGUAGUUGCGGUAUGAAUUAACACAAUUUCUUUUUCAUCAUAAAAAUAGUAAAUAACGGUGUCGGCAGUCGGCACCUUCCAAUACCGUUUUAUCGUGGCCGUUUUCGCGGCAACGACCCUUUUAAAACCUGGAUAUGUGAUUAAAUACAAUCUGCUGGCUAUUUACAGUUAUUGAUAUAUUCAUAUUUGCCCUUUCUAAUUGGCUGGUAAUAUAUUAUAUGUAGAGUGAGUUUUGUUUAGAUCCUUCUGAUGCUGUGUUUGAUAUUGAAACUUAUAUAAAUUAGCAUUUUUUUCAUAUUGUUUUUCUUAAUUUUGUUAAGUUUAGCGUGAGGAAUUUUUUUUUUUUCCUGCAAAGUUUAGUAAGUGAAAUGUUAGUGUUGGUAUAUAUAGAUUUUUCUAUAAUGAAUCUUAUUUGAAACUAUUUUUUGUUGCUGUUUCUUAGUUCUUAAUCAGUUUUUGUUAUAUAUUUCAACUUUCUCAACACAAAAGUGUACACAUAAGAGAGCACACACCCAAGAUAUUGAUUUCUGUAAGGAUUAGAAUUUGAUUGUCUAGGAGUCUUCAUAUCUUAGAUAGAGACUCUCAUCUUAUCCUUCUCUUAGAAUGUUCAUUUGCAUUGAAUUCAUACGUAUGGCUUGGUCUAAGUCAGCGAGUUUUCUCUUCAUCCAUGCAUAACCUUGCUGCAGCUUAUUAUCAUGUUGCAAUAAAGUGAAGCUCUCACCUCUCUCUAGCUUUUUCAGCAAGCAGUCAUCAUCUCUCAUUACCAUUCAUGCGGCUCUCCUUUGGAACAAUAGGUAGAUAUUUCAAUCUUGAGUUCAAACCCUUCCUUGUCUCAUGCAUUCUAACUAGUCGAUCUUCAUGCAUUUUAAACAGAUUCAUGCAUUUUAGCUUAGCUUUCCUUUUAGUAUAGGUUGCAUUGCAUUGGUUUUCAAUCAGUUCCGGCAUGUACGCUUUCAUCUCACCCAAUAAAACACUAAGGUAAAACUCCUAGACGCACAAUGUUAUUUUUUUUCAAAAAAAUAUAAUCUAUUUCCUCUACGUAAAUACAAAAUCGAGAGAUAAAAUAAUCAGAGUACAUGUUUCGAAACACAACAACUGCAGUUUUUAUUUUUAUUUUCCAGUUUUUGUUUUUAUCUCUUUAAAAGUGGUAUUUUUUAUUUUAGUUUUUAUUUAAUUAUUAAAUAAUAUAUUUCAUCGAUUUCUCUAAUAUUCGAGGGGUAUGAUAUCCAGAUUUUACUAUAAAAUGAUUCAUUUAUUAAGUUUUACCCUAAAACUAAGUCAUGUAUACAGCCGCAUACUCGUAAACAUCAUUCUUUGAGAUGAAUUACAAGAUAGAAAAAUUCUUUAGUUCUGUAUUGUUCUUCUUCUAACACCAAUUUUUUACAAAUCAUUUUUCUAUUUUUUGCAAUUUAUAUCACAUAAUGGUAGGGGUGUUUGCAGGCCGGUUUAAUUCGGUGUUAAGAGAAUCUGAUAUUCAAAUUGAUUAAAACUAAAUUGAUUGGUUUGAAUUGGAUUUGCAAAUUUUGCGAUAAAGCUCAAAUCAAACCGACCCGAGAAACAACCGGUUGGUUUGGGUUGGAUUGAUUGGGUAGAUAAAAAAUACAACUUUUUUUUAAAAAAUAGCUUAUUUACAUAAAUAAAUUUUUCAUAAUAAUAUUAAUAGUGUUCAUUUGUAAAUAUUAGACUAGCAAUUUUUCCUUAAUAGAUUCAAAAAUAUCUAACAAGAAAAAUAUCUAACAUAAAGACUUUUGAAUCUAUAACUAGUCACUUGAGUUAGUAUGAUAAUGAAUGUGUUUCAUAGCUCUAUGCUCAAUUACCACAUUACACUAACAAUUUUCUAAUAACAAAUUAAAAUAGCAUAACUUAUCUACAUACGACAUUUUACUUUUUUCUUAUCGGAGUUAAAUGUUUGGUAGUAAUUUUCAUGAUAAUUAAUUAUGGUGGUUUGAGUUGGGUUUGCGGGUAGAAAAUUGAAAAUCCGACGUCUGAACCAAUGGUCAUUGAAUUUCAUUAGUUUGGUUUGGUUUUUGCCCGAACUAAAAAAGUGUCUCACUCAAAUAUUAUGAUUUGGUUCAGAUUCUAGUUUGGUUCGGAUUUACCCGAACUAAUGAACACCCCUACAUAAUGGUGUUAUUUUUGUUGUUGUUGUUCUUAUUUUCAUCUCUUGUCAACAACGUUGAAUGGUAAACAAAAAAGCAUUGCUAUAUUUUGGUAUUACUUUCCAAUGUUGUUAGUCAAAGAAGACAUUCUAUAAUAUAUUUCUUUCUUCGAUUGACAACAUUUAGAAAUAUAUUUCCAAUAUUGUCGGUCAAAGAAAACAUUAUGUAAUAUAUUGCUUUCUAUAAUCAUAAUGCAAUGUUGU